AGAGAGAGGAGGGGGGCUGAGAAGCUGAAACCUAAGCUUUCUGGACUCUAUUUUCCAUUCCUUCAGGCAUUCUGUGGCUUGUAAAAAAAUGCACUGUAUAUUUGAAGUGUUGGAUCACGUGACAGGGAGGGUUUGUAAAUCAAAGUGCAUAAUGAUUUCAGUAGGGGAGAGAGAGGGAGCAAGAAGAGAGUGAGUGAGUGAGUGAUCAAGGGAAAGAGAGAGAGGGAUAGAGAGCGAGAGAGAGAGAGAGAGAGAGAGAGAGAGAGAGAGAGAGAGAGAGAGAGAGAGAGAGAGAGAGAGAGAGAGAGAGAGAGAGAGAGAGAGAAAAAAGGGAGAGGAAGGCAGAAUGCAACAGGCUGUGCUUUAUCUUCGCUCUGAGAGGGACUUCUGACUGAUGAACUGAACUCUACUACACAUAACUCAAUCCACUAUCUUCCUUCAUUCGUCCAUCUGUACUCCAGACACACUGCAGAGCUGAGAGCGUAGAUCUGAGGCAGUGUUGCCCAGGCUUGGUGUCUCGUCUGUGGGUCCCACCUCAGCUCAUCAUCCUUCCUCAGCCCUGUACUCUCCAGGCCCGCAGGACCAACCCCAAUAAGACCACUGCCUGAGCGGGACAGUGGACCGGAGCUAUCCUGGACCGGAAUUAUCCUCUCAACGCCAUGGCAACCAAUAGGGAACGGCAGGUGGGUCACAUGACUGGCUUUUCACCUGCUGUCUACCCCUUUGCCUUCAACUCCAUGAGGAGCCACUCCCCCUUCGACCUGCUGGCCAAUAGCAGCCUGUUUGGACGAUUUGGGGCAGACCUACCGAAAGAGAUGGCUGCAUUGUCAGUAGAGACCCAGAGCACCAGCUCUGAGGAGAUGGUGCCCAGUUCACCCUCUCCGCCCCCUCCUCCCCGCAUCUACAAGCCUUGCUUCGUGUGCCAGGACAAGUCCUCUGGAUACCACUAUGGGGUCAGCUCAUGUGAGGGCUGCAAGGGAUUCUUCCGGCGCAGUAUUCAGAAGAACAUGGUGUAUACCUGCCACCGAGACAAGAACUGUCAGAUCAACAAGGUGACCCGUAACCGCUGUCAGUACUGCCGGCUGCAGAAGUGCUUUGAGGUCGGCAUGUCCAAAGAAGCGGUGCGUAAUGACAGGAACAAGAAGAAGAAAGAUGUGAAGGAGGAGGUGGUGUUGCCGGAGAGCUAUGAGCUCAGUGGAGAACUGGAGGAGCUAGUCAACAAAGUCAGCAAGGCCCACAAAGACACCUUCCCCUCACUCGUCCAGCUGGGCAAAUACACUACAAACUCCAGUGCAGACCACCGUGUGCAGUUGGAUCUGGGGCUGUGGGAUAAGUUCAGUGAACUUUCCACCAAGUGCAUCAUCAAAAUAGUGGAGUUUGCCAAGCGCCUGCCAGGCUUCACCACCCUCACCAUCGCUGACCAGAUCACACUUCUCAAAUCAGCCUGUCUGGACAUACUGAUGCUGAGGAUCUGCACUCGCUACACUCCGGAGCAGGACACAAUGACCUUCUCAGACGGGCUGACCCUGAACCGGACCCAGAUGCACAACGCAGGCUUCGGCCCGCUCACAGAACUGGUGUUUGCCUUUGCUGGCCAGCUGCUGCCUCUGGAGAUGGACGACACAGAGACUGGCCUUCUCAGUGCCAUCUGCCUCAUCUGUGGAGACCGUAUGGACUUGGAGGAGCCCCAGAAGGUAGACAAGCUGCAGGAGCCCCUCCUGGAGGCCCUAAAGAUCUACGCCCGCCGCAGACGCCCCAACAAGCCACAUUUGUUCCCCCGUAUGCUGAUGAAGGUCACGGAUCUCAGGGGCAUCAGCACCAAGGGUGCAGAGAGGGCCAUCACUCUGAAGAUGGAGAUCCCAGGCCCCAUGCCUCCUCUGAUCAGGGAGAUGCUGGAGAACCCUGAAGCCUUUGAGGACAGCAGCGACUCUGGGGACAGCGCCUCUGCCGCCGCCCCCCCCGCCAUCCAGGCCAUCAAGAAAGAGAGAGAGGAGGAGAAGAGCCUGGAGGAGGAAGAUGAGGAGGACGAAUGGGGGGAUGAGGAUAGGGAGAGAGCGGCGGACAGCGAUGGGGAGCCUUGGGGGGAGGCUGCAGUGGCAGCAGGGGGCUCCCAGAAAGGGGCGACUGGGAGAGCCCAGUGAGAGACAUAGUGAUGCACUCUGACCCACACACAUCACCUCCUGCUCCACCACCCUCAGACAGACCAACACUCCCUGUCCUAGCACACAAUCAUCUCCCUACAUGAUCAUCCCAUCCUGUAACAAGGGUCUUUGCCAAGACGUAGCAUUCACCUCUGUUGUGACACUACCCCCCCCCAUACAUUUACAAAUAUAAACACAUACACAUACAUACUGUAUACCCAUAAUAAUUCCCUCUUUGCUCUAGAUAGACAGAGAAGUAAAGGCUGUAUAUGUGUUGAACCUACUCUGACACUCCCUGGUGAAACGGGCCCUUUCUAUAGGAACAAGUGGAACACGUAGUCCGGGAAAUAAGAGAAGAGGGAGAAAAACAAGCACUAAAUGUCACUGAGUUGGGUCAAGGGUCGCGAGAGAUCACUGUGCCAACCAUAACACUGACCAUUAUGUUACUUUACAACGCUGUCGCCAAACAAACAGAAACGCAAGGAGGGGCAGCAGCUUCGAGAGGUGGUCUAUAGGAAAUGCACUCCCCCCACUUUCCUUAACGGCUAGGAUAAGUGAAAGAGCAAUGACGAAACGACAUCUGCAACAACCAAACUCUUAAUGUGGAAACCAUUGCCACACAUGCCUUUGAAAAUAAUUUCCAGUGACAAUUGACCUUUAUUCUUCUAUUGUAUGACUUUCCAAAAGAAAACGUAUACAUUCAUAUUUCAUCAUAUUGUAUAUUCAUGUGUAUUACUAUGCAUUUUUCUAUUUUAUUGUAGUUUUGUAUGUUUGGGCUUCAGUCGUGCUCAUGUUUGAUGAGCCAUCUCAAACUAGCGAUAGAUUCUCAAUCUGGCAACCCAUCUCGCAAACUGGCAACUCUCUUCUGAUCUUUACAUUGUCUGUGCUUGUGACUUCACUCAUUGGGACAGAGCUUACUUUAGAUCUCUGUAGGGUGAGACAAACAAAAACAACAAGGAUUUUUACAUGCAAUAGUUCAGAGCAACACAUACAGUUCAUAAACACACAAACACAUUCAUUAAACAUCCACGUGUGCAGGGUCAAUUUUAUGCUUUUUUAAUGCCAAUGCUUUGACUCAAGGUGACUUCUAGACUCUAGAGAAGGACCACAUCUCACCAGUGGGAAUGUUGAAGAAAAUCACCACAAGGAGGCGUGGGGUAGCACCGAUGGUCCACUACACUCCCUGUUCUUUUCAUCUACAAGCCAUUCAAGCGGGAUCUGAAUGUGAAAGAGGACUCUCUUUUCGUUGUCAUUUGCUUUUGUUCUCAGUGGAAUGCCUGGUGGUCUACCAGGGGGGUCCGAUAUCUGGGUGGGCAGAAUCCAGCACAUAGCUGAGUAUCUGUGAUAAUGAAAGUGGGUGUCUACUCCCAGCCCCAAGCCAAGGCGCAGGUGGUGUGUUGAUAACAGUACAGCACAUUGACAGUAAGCCAUAAUGAGCAGCGAUAUGACAAAGAAUACAUGGAACUGGAUUACUGGAUCACUAAGCAACACUCACCGGACCAGUUCAGUCUAGGGUCCAUUCCAUUGAUCCAAUGGAAUGACUCAAACAUGUAGGUCAUAGUUACACAUAUCAUCGAUGUCCAUGAAAUUUCACCCUCCUAGAGCGAUGAAUAAGAAAUAUUGGAAUUAUAUGCAAACCCAUGAGAGGGAGAUAGCCUUGUAUGAGCUGCCUGAAUCAGGAAAUGACUGUGUGUGUGGUAUGUAGAUGUGUGUUUGAAUGAGUGUGAGGGUGAGCGUGAGAGUGUUUCUCACAUUACUUGUAUAAUGUACAUUUUGUGUUUUGUGCUUACUUUACCAUAGAGCAGAUGAGACAGUAUUUUGGAAACUGUCUACAUACAUAAACUGGGUUAUAGGAGUUGUGGUCCAUAGUUCUGUCCAAGAACAUGCACAGAACCAUAUGGUUGAUUUUCUUACUACAGUCAUAUAGAGAAUUCUUCAUUUGUAAAGUGAAUGUAUGCCAGGGCUCUCCAGCCCUGUUUCUAGAGCGCUACCCUCCUGUAGGUUUUCACUCCAACCCCAGUUGUAACAAUCCUGAUUCAGCUCAUCAAUCAGCUAAUUAUUAGAAUCAGGUGUGCUAGAUUAGGGUUGGCGAGAAAACCUACAGGACGGUAGCUCUCCGGGAAGAGUGUUGGAGAGCCCUGAUCUAUGCAAAGCUGGGAUUCUGGCAUUCUUUUGAUGUCAUUUCAUUUUUGAUAUACUGUACUUUACAUGUGUAAUAAGAAAUGUUUCUGAUGAAUUUGAGAUUUAGAUAAGUUAGUCCAUUUAGAAUGACUACAUUUCAUUCUCUGAAAGUCCACAAUGGAGAUAUUCCACCCAGUUCUCUAUACAUGUAUCUUCCUGUCCCAAGCAUUACUGUACAAGAUAUUACUUUGAUAAAGGAGCGGCAUAUUAAUGCUCAUAAUAACUCAAACCCCACAUCUACAGUAUAUUCAGAUUGCAUACCGUUGGCACCUUGCCGUUGGCCUCUUACUAUGACAAACAGACACAGCAGUGUGUGGAUUUAUUCAAACCUGUGGUUGUAAAGCAUUAACAUGGACCUCAGGCUGAGUAAGACUUCCAGUGUAUGGAAUGGAUUUGGAGUUAAUCCCCAGUGUGCAUUGAGGCCAUUAGUUAUUCUGAAAGAGUGAUUUACAUCUUCACGUCAGCAGCCACUGGCCAAGCCUACGCCUUAGUCAGUACUCAGCCCUCAUGGAGUAGAGGGAGAACUUUCCUAUACAGUCAGUCACACCCAGAUGCAUAAACCUCAACCCUUACUGGAGCGCAGUUCACACACUGUAGCUACUGUAGUGGGAUAUCUGACAGCGCUCGUUCAAAACAAAAGCCAUAUUAACUGUGUUCUGUGUGUGUUUGGUCUCAUAAUGCUGCAGAGGACUCUCAGCCUCUGUCUCACAAUAUUAGUCACAUUAGCAAUAUAUUUGAUACCAUCGUCAUACCUCUAAAUGAGAUUUUCAAUCAGGUUCAUUGGACUCCCGGGGAGCUUCUUGGAAUAGCAGUAAUGAAUAAAGGACAUUUAUUUAAGUGUUUGUUCAUUGUUUCCUUUUUAUAUACAGUAGUCAAUGUUUUGUUUGAAGCUAAGCAGAUGUAGCAAAAAGCCAUGGUUCUUGUGCAUUUAGCGAGCACUUAGCAAGCAACCAAUGUAGAAAGAAAUCUAGAUGUGGGAACCUGUAUUUUCUUAGGCCUAUUUGAAGAAAAUGGGGCAUAUAUUUUGGUGCAAAAGCUUUUCAUAGACAGCUGACAUUUAGUAGUGAUUGUUUGAUGGUAACUGAAAAUAGAUUGGCCAAAGAAAAAACAAUUACACCAGUGUUAUAAUUCAUGAAGAAUCUCAAUUAGGUCAUUCAUUUGAAAUAUGUGUGCUAUUUUUGGAGUUUGAAUAUUUGUGGCUCUUCACAGCUUUUAUUAUUGAUAAUAAGCGCUUCCUUUUCAAUGCUUUAGGAUUCUUGGGUAUUUUAUGAGAAAGAAUAGCUUUUCAGAAUGUACUAUACUUAUUUUAAUUUGCAUUUUGUUCUUAUUUGUUGGUGUUACUUUUUAUAACCAUAACUUUACAUUUGAAUUGAAUUUGUAAAAUACUAAGGAUACAACAUUUUAAUUAAAUUCAGGGAUUUCAAAAUCAGCCUAAGAUUUGUAUUUCUGUUUGUGUCAAAACAUGAAAUCCCCAUUUUUGUUUGUAUGCUCUUUUGAGAUAAAAUGUACUGGUAGUUUGUUUUUCUAUUGUUUUUCUACCUGCUGUCCCUUUCUCAAACAACGCUUUGUGUAGCCUGUCGUUGUUGUUACUAUUUUAUUUUAUUUUAUUGUCAUUGAGGCAGUUGUCUCUUCUGUACGUCUGGAUGUUGUUGUAUUUUCAAAUAAUUUGAUUUUAUAAAGAAACUUCUCUUUUAAA
Oncorhynchus keta (chum salmon) is the source of this 6018-nucleotide messenger RNA. RefSeq names its product retinoic acid receptor gamma-A-like. Gene Ontology annotation, biological process: regulation of transcription by RNA polymerase II; retinoic acid receptor signaling pathway; cellular response to corticotropin-releasing hormone stimulus. Gene Ontology annotation, molecular function: zinc ion binding; nuclear receptor activity; RNA polymerase II cis-regulatory region sequence-specific DNA binding. Gene Ontology annotation, cellular component: transcription regulator complex; nucleus. The transcript is spliced from 9 exons. The coding region runs from base 660 to 2141 and encodes 493 amino acids. The record is from RefSeq and is a predicted model, not a curated record. Lineage: Eukaryota; Metazoa; Chordata; Actinopteri; Salmoniformes; Salmonidae.